This is a messenger RNA of Gryllus bimaculatus (two-spotted cricket), 2446 nucleotides long. The record is from the annotation of a GenBank genome assembly. NCBI's taxonomy places the organism in Eukaryota, Metazoa, Arthropoda, Insecta, Orthoptera, Gryllidae.
GGGAACAACUAUUGCAAGGAUAGUUGCUGAUAAUGCACAACGUCGUGAUAAUUUACAUAACAUUGUGACAAUGUACGUAUAUGAAGAAAUGAUUAAUGGGAAGAAAUUGUCAGAUAUAAUAAAUGAAGAACAUGAAAACGUUAAAUAUUUGCCAGGAUACAUUAUUCCAAGUAAUGUUGUUGCUGUUCCCGAUAUCGUUGUUGCUGCUAAAGAUGCGGAUGCGCUUAUAUUUGUUGUUCCUCACCAGUUUGUUCGGACAAUUUGUGCCAACCUGUUGGGGAAAAUUAAACCUACUGCAUGCGCUCUUUCUUUGGUGAAAAACGUGGUUGCUCUUGGAGCGGGCUUAAUUGACGGCUUAAAAGUUGGUCUCAACACGAAAGCGACGAUGAUAAGGAUGGGGAUGUUGGAAAUUAUAAAAUUCGUCGACCUAUUUUACCCUGGUGGCCGAUUGUCGACUUUCUUCGAGAGCUGUGGAAUUGCAGAUUACAUCUCGACUUGCAUCACCGGCAGAAAUCGCCGCGUGGCAGAAGCCUUUGCGCGAAGUGGAAGGGAUUUACAAUCAUUGCAAGAGGAAUUACUUAAAGGAGAGCCGUUGCAAGGAGCGAUUACUGCCAGCGUGGUCCAUACUAUGCUGGCAUAUAGGGAACUGGAACAUAGGUUUCCAUUAAUUACCACAAUUCAUCUCAUCUGCCAGGGAUCAUUGUCAGCCCCAGAUCUGUUGGAAGCUAUGAAGACGCACACUGAAACCUCGGGUUCUGUUGUUGCAAUAAUGAUUGGCGAAAAUGCUCAGCGCCAUGCUCACAUACACGACUCUGUGAAUUGGUAUGUGCGUGAGGAAAUGGUUAAUGGAAGGAAAUUAUCAGAAAUAAUAAAUGAAGAACAUGAAAACGUCAAUUAUUUGCCUGGUCACAAGCUUCCCGAAAAUGUCGUUGCUGUCACUGACAUCGUCGAAGCAGUUAAAGACGCGGAUGCUCUCGUGUUCGUCAUUCCUCAUCAGUUUAUCGUGGCCACGUGUGAAUCGAUCGUUGGGAAAAUAAAGCCCACCGCGCACGCCCUCUCUCUUAUUAAAGGAUUUCACGCACCGCAAGAUGGAGAAAUUGAACUAGUUUCUCACGUAAUUUCAAGAAUUCUUUCCAUUGAAACAAGUGUGUUGAUGGGAGCCAAUUUAGCAAAGGAAAUUGCUGAUAAAUUUUUCACCGAGGCAACACUCGUUCAAACAUCUGAUAAGAUCAUUCCUAACGUGGUAGCUGUUGCCGCUGGGAUGGUGCAAGGCUUGGGAUAUGGUCUCAAUACCACGUCAACGGUAAUGCGGAUGGGUAUGUUGGAAAUGAUCAGGUUCGUCGAUUUGCUGUAUCCUGGUGGCAAGAUAUCAACAUUCUUCGCGAGUUGUGGAGUUGCUGAUGUAAUAACCAGUUGUUCCGGAGGCAGGAAUCGCAAUAUUGCGCAGAUGUUUGUGACAGCCAGGCAGAGUAUGAAAACAUUGGAAAGAACGCAACUCCAUGGGCAAAAACUUCAAGGCCCGGACACAGCCGCAGAGGUCAAUGUAAUUCUCAAAUCCAAGAAUUUGGAAGACCGGGGCAGUGCUAUUGCAAUACAAGUUUGCAAAAAUGCGACACGCCAUCCCCAUUUGCACCAAACAGUGACUAUGUAUGUUUACGAGGAAAUUAUACAAGGGAAAAAGUUAACCGAUAUAAUAAACGAAGAGCACAUUAACCCCAAAUAUUUACCGGGUUUCGAACUACCAGAUAAUCUUUAUGCUAUUCCAGACGUCAUCCUAGCUGCUAAAGAUUCAGAUGCAAUUAUUUUUGUUGUUCCCCAUCAGUUUGUUCGGAAAAUUUGUAUGACGUUGGUGGGCAAGAUAAAACCCACAGCAUUAGCCUGUACUCUCUCUAAAGGAUUUGAAGAAGCUGAUGAUGGAGGAAUUGAAUUAAUUUCUCACGUCAUUCAGAAAUAUCUGCGCGUGAAUGUUAGCGUGCUUAUGGGAGCUAAUCUGGCUUUCGAAGUUGCUAAAGGAGAAUUUACAGAAGGCACUCUCGGGUGCUCAAACAAACAGGCUGCACCAUUAUGGACUGACAUUUUUCAAACCGACGAUUUUAAGAUUACUGUAACUGAAGACGUAAUCGCUGCAGAAGUGUACAGUGGACUAAAGAACAUAGUGGCGGUGGGGGCUGGCCUUAUUGAUGGCUUAGAAUACGGUGACAACACGAAAGCAGUGAUGAUGAGGCUGGGUAUAAUGGAAAUGAUUAAGUUCAUCGAUGUCUUCUACCCCGGAGCGAGAUUGGCCACGUUUUUCGAGAGCUGCGGCAUUGCAGAUUUGAUCACAACGUGUUAUGGAGGCAGAAAUCGACGCAUGGGAGAACUUUUCGCUAAAACUGGGAAGGACAUGGAAACACUGGAGAUGGAGCACUUGGAUGGCCAACAGCUGCAAGGUCCGGCAACUGCUGCC